AUGAAAAAUUAAGCUCUUGUAUUGGUUUUAUUAGUAUAUACCGUAGUCUAGGUUUAUGGAGAGCCCGUAACAGUUUCUUAAUCUUUCACAGCAAACGAUUUUACAGACGCAGAUGGUAAGAAAAAUUAUUAAUAAUAUAGGCUGGACGGUCGCUGGAGGACUUGCUCAUGUUACAGAGUGCAGUGGCACAAAGAUGUUUGGAGGUUUUGGAAAGUUUGGUGCCAGGGCUGUUGCAAGUAAAGUAAUUGAACUUCCACCACAUUCAUUAAUUAAUUUAAAACUUUAAUUUUGGAAGUAUGAUACAUAUAAUAACAUUAUAGGAUUGAUUCAUGGGACAAUGAAGAAGCCUAUGUCUUUGUUGAUGACUAAUUAGUAUGGUCAAGAAGAUUCUAAUUCAAUGAAGGUGAGGGACAAAAAUGCGGUUAGGGAGGAGACUGGAAGGAAAUGAUUGUUAAUCUUAACUUGAAUGUUAAGCACACAGGUCCAACAGCAGUCAUUGUUAUUACAUCCAACUUGAAUGAAGCUGCUGAUAAUGUAAGAUACAAUUAUAAUUUAUUUAGGAAUCAUGGGCUAUUAGAGACUUUAUUUUAUCUGUAGAAAAAUGCCCAGAAGGAUGUGCUGCUUGUUAAGUUGAUGAUAAAUUAGAAAACUGUUAAUUUUGGUAAUCAUUCGCUUCAAGUUGGACUGCCUUAGAUUCUAAUAAAUUAGGAGCUGAUGGUUGGGAUGUUGCUGGUGGAUAAGCUCAUUCUACUUAAUGUGGACGUAACUAUUUAAAUUAAAUUAUUUAGCUGCUGGUAUUUUUGGAGGUCUUGAUAAGAUGAUGGCUAGAGCAGUUGUCAGUAAAGUUCUUAGAAUCAAACCACAUUACAAACUUAAGAUUAAGGUACUUUGGGCUAAGGUUGAUUCUUGGGAUAAUGAGGCUGCUUAAAUCAAAAUUGAUGGAAAAUUAGUUUGGGAAAGAAGAUUCUAAUGGUAUGAAGGUUACUUUGGUAAGAUAUGUGGUUGCCCUGUAUUUGAAUGGAAAUCAAUGUUUGCUAGAACAGAAGUAGAUGUUGAUCAUACUGGUGAAUAAGCUAAGGUUGAAUUCACUUCAACUCUUGAUGAAAUAGUACAUGAAUCAUUUGGUUUGAGAGAUUUAUAUAUUUUCUAUGCAGCUUGUGCUGAUAAUUGUGCUGAAUGUACAGGACCAAAAGAUUCUGAUUGCAAAAGUAUUAUAAUACUUUAUUAAAAUAGAAUGUGCCAAUAAUUGGGCUUUAGUUGGAGGUAAAUGUCAAGCUUUACCAAACUUUAUUCUUUUGGAAUAAUCUUUCUUGGAAGAUAAAUUCACUGGAACUAAUGGUUGGAUUCUUACAAACAAUAAAGCAGGAAGAACUGUAUCUGAAUGCAAUGGUAAGUCUAUGAUUGGAGGUCAUGAUAUAAUGGGUAUUGGUGCCAAUGCCAAAAAAACAUUUGAAAUUCCACCACACAAGAGACUUAGAUUAUAAUCAACAAUCUAUAAGAUUGAUUCUUGGGAUGGAGAAUUCAUGAUUAUCAAGGUAGAUGGAACUGAUGUAUGGAAAACAUCUUGGAAUCUUUAAACCGGAGGUGCAAAUAUCUGUGGAUUAGGUAUUUGGUGGGAUGGUUUUACUAAUGUUGAUGAAAUCUUCAAUCAUCAAGCUCCAAAAGCUGAAAUAGUCUUUACAUCUACUUUGGAUUAAGAUGCCAUUGAUGGUAAUACUAUAUUUAAAAAUUAUUAGAAUCAUGGGGUUUCAGAGACUUCAAAUUAUGGUAUGAACCAAAGGAAGCUUGUGCAGUAUUCUAUAGUGAAUGUGAUUACAAAGGAGCUUCAUUUGAAUUUUGCUCUAAAUCACCAGAUUUCUAAAAAGACAAUAUUCCUCCAUAAAUUAGAUCUAUUAGGAUUCCCCCAUAAGGAAGAGUAACUUUAUAUGAGAACACAGAUUAUAAUGGAAAGAAGGUUAUUUAUACCUCAGAUUAAGAUUGUAUCAAAAGCUUUGAUGUAAUAAUUUUAAUUAUAUUAAAUUAGUUUUCAUUGAUUCAAAUGAGUGGACAUGUUGAAGGAGGUUGGAUUGAAGUAGAGUAAUGA
This is a messenger RNA of Paramecium primaurelia, 2083 nucleotides long. The record is from the annotation of a GenBank genome assembly. NCBI's taxonomy places the organism in Eukaryota, Ciliophora, Oligohymenophorea, Peniculida, Parameciidae.